GCUCUGCGGGUCCAUGUGACCGGCAGCGGGGCCGGUUUAUGUAGAUGAGCCGCGGGGACGGACGGAGGGUUUGACUCCCGCAGACUCACCGGCUCUCACACACAGACAAGCUGGAAGCUGACGGCAGCGGUCACACUCACUUCGCUCUGGAUAUAUUACUGAACACAGCAGCCGCUCGGAUGUGCAAUAUGACUUUUGAAGAAACCAGUGGAGAUAAUUCAUCAGAAAGGAUGGAAUCGGUGGCCAAAGCGUUGGAGGAGGUCCUGAGCUCGGCAUUACCUCAGGGUUGCAUCACUGUUGGAGUCUAUGAGGCAGCAAAGUCACUCAAUGCGGACCCAGACAAUGUGGUGCUGUGUCUGCUGGCCACAGACGACGAGGAGGACGUGGCCCUCCAGAUUCAUUUCACCUUAAUCCAGGCGUUCUGCUGCGAGAACGACAUCAACAUCCUGCGGGUGAGCAACAUGAGGCGUCUGGCAGAAAUCCUCGGAGGGGUGAAACCUGGAGGGGAGCCCAUGGACCUGCACUGUGUUCUAGUUACUAAUCCCCAGUCGUCACUGUGGAAGGACCCGGCGCUGAACAAAGUGAACAGAUUCUGCAGAGACAGCCGCUGUUUGGAUCAGUGGGUGCCCGUGAUCAACCUGCCCGACCGAUGAAACUGCCUGGAAUAUUAAUGUAUUGUGUGCAUUGGGGGAAAAGUAACUGCACAAGGCCUGUGUUAAUGUCUGUGUUGGACUCCUUCCUUUGGAAAGUGCCCCAGAGACAGAGAGAGCGAGAGCGAGAGGAGACGGGAGGGGCAGGAAAAAAAAAAAAAGAACACCAGAAAAGAAAAAGGAGGCCAAACGUUCCAACAAAUUUACCAGGUCAGAGUGGACUCGUGGGCCAAGGAAGUGUGACUCAGCAGUCCAAGUUCCAGGAUUUCCAACGUAUGACUGCGUCUUUCUCUUCCCGAGAAAGGAAGCUUUUACAGGAAACUGAAUCAUGUGAGAGGACAAGUACACGUGGUGGUGAGCACAAGCGCUGGACUGGACCGGACUGGAGGAAAGAAAAAAAAAAAUGGCAGACAGAGAGCCUCAGUUGAUAAAGUCAGUCUCCCAAGAACUGGACCACGCUGGAGUGGACCAGGCGGAGCUCUCAGCUUAAAUGGACUCAUGAGAAUUCGACCAAACUAUUUCUUUAACAGCACAUUUAUUUAAUAGUAUUUAAAGAUGUGUCACUUUGAUAACACAAAAGGGAAAGUUUUCACAGUUUAUUAUAUUAUUAUUAUUAUAUUAUUUUUAUUUUAAGGGCAAUGCAAUGUUCAGACUUGUCCACUAACUGAUGUUUUUAUGUGUUUUAUUAAUUUAAGGAAUUAUAUUUAUUGUGCAUAGUUCAUGGAAUUCUGCCUUGUUAAGUUGAAUGAAAUAAAGCAAAGCGACAGCUCA
This is a messenger RNA of Acanthopagrus latus (yellowfin seabream), 1421 nucleotides long. RefSeq names its product growth arrest and DNA-damage-inducible, alpha, b (gene gadd45ab). Gene Ontology annotation, cellular component: nucleus; cytoplasm. Lineage: Eukaryota; Metazoa; Chordata; Actinopteri; Spariformes; Sparidae. Gene Ontology annotation, biological process: regulation of cell cycle. The record is from RefSeq and is a predicted model, not a curated record. The coding region runs from base 180 to 653 and encodes 157 amino acids. The transcript has 4 exons.